AUGAACUCUCCCUUACGACCAACAACAGAGAGUUGCAUUUUGGAUCAACUAAUGAAGAAGAAAAACACCCAGCAGUUUACACUUCUGUAUUUUCAACAAUGCUCUUAUAUCCAUCAAAGGAACAGUAGAGGGAUUCAUCGGGUAUACUAUGACCAAGAAAAUGCUGAAACAAAAGCAGGUGCAGCAGAGCUUAAUGGGCUGGAUCCAGAGUUCCAGUGAGUGGAAUUCUGCUUGAGGGACACUCUCUUUGGAGGAAUGGCAGAAGAAGCUUUCACCAGUUCUGAGGGAGGCAGUUUUAGUCAACUCCUCCUCCCCCCAUAGCUCCUGAGAAUCUGCUUUGUGGAGUUGAGGUACCCUCUGGAACAUGCUGCAAUAAGCAAGGGGCUGCAGUGGGAAGCAAGGACUUGCCUCCUUUACUGGAUCUCAGUUCCUGGCAUUUGAUCCAUCCUUUUCCCCGUGCAAACUAUUUGUCAGCCAAGGGCAAAGAAAAUUCAUCAAGUGAUGAGUUCAGAUGGGACAAUGAGAUGAACUUUACUUGUUGACAUUCUGCUUCUUACAGGGCUGUGAAGAAGCAGAAGAGUUCUGACAGUGGUGAGGAAAACUAAACCUGACUUCCCAGCCCUAACCCCUCACCUGGUUCACACAUGCAAGUAAAACCACUUGGCUAUUUUUCAUUUGACACCUGACAGCUCAUUGGGUAAACUGACUCCACUGAACAGCAAGAAUGCUGGGGUGAAGUUCAGUGGGCUAAGGCCCAAGAACAAGGUUUUGGGGGGGGGGCAUUCAGGAAUGUUCCCCUCAAAAAGAGGUGAACCUGAUUAAAAUUGUAUUAAAAUCCAAACUGAGGGAUACUUCAGAGUUUACCCCUCCUUUGAAGAGGUGCCCCACAUGAAAAACUCCACCCCACAAGGGACCCUCUUUAGCUAAGUCUGCUUCACAAGGGGAUGCCUUUUGUCCCCCAACCCAGGAAAAGCCAUAGCUCGAUGACAGAAUAUAUGCCAGGUUUCCAGGUUCAAGCCCCAGCAUCUCCAGGUAUGGCAGUGAACAAUUUCCUUCCUGAAGCUGCCAGUCACUGUAGUGAAUACUAAACUGGUGAAGGCUCUGACACAAUAUAAGGCAGCUCCCUAUGUUCCAAUGUUCCUCAAGGGCAUCACUUCAAAGCAACCUCAUAGAAAAGCAACAAAAAUGAGAAACAUGUUGUCCUGCUGUGCUUGAAAACAUCAGCCUUUUGCAUGUAAGUGCCUGGGAAACACGACUGGUUUCACUUUAAGCCUCUCUGUGUAUGGCUAUCUAGCUUGCAUCCUUCUGCUCAGACAGGCAACAGGCUGGCCUGAGUGGCAUCAGCAGGAUGGGAGUGGUUCAGGAUAUUAACGCACCAGGGGCAGGGGGAGAUACAAACCCAGAGCUUCUGUCAGAAUUUGAGCUGCUGUGUAACAAGCCUCAGGAACACCGGGAGGCAACGACAGUGCUACCAUCUUACAAACACAGUGCCUGUGAGUGAUUUCAUCUAAGGAGAUGGGCUAUGACAGCAGCAAGAAAAGGAGGCUCCAGGCUUACAGGAGAAGCAGCUUUUGGAUUUUACCCUCUUGCUGCUUUUCACAAACAACACACCUGUUUCUCUUUUAUGGGGGAAUACUUUGUUUGAUUGACCUCAAAGCAGGUAUUAUUCUCUGGCUGGAUUCUACUGACAUGAGCAUUUUCUCCAUAGCUCCUCUACUAGGGAGUUAACUGCCACAUCCAUACACACUGACACCAAUGACCAAGAGGAAGCAGUGUCCAAAGAUAAUCUAAAUGAGACUCCACCUCAGAUUCAUCCUACUAGAACAGCUUUCCUUCUAGCACCUUGCGAGUUAUAAUUUCACAACUCAAUGGGAUUUAAGGGAGGAUUAUGUGAGGUGGGCUGGGGAGUAAAGAUGACAUAAACUCAUAUGAACUAGGGCUUCUCCAAGCAACCUGUUUAUGGAUCAUUCAUCAUAAUUUGUUGUGCAAAGCUUAUGCAGAGGUUAAACUACGUUAGGUCUCUAUUGAGCUUUUGUUCCGAUUUAAGUGUAUCUGUUAUGCUAGGAAAAUAUAGUACUUUAAUACACCAACUCUGCAAACUUAAAAUUAAAUCCACAUGGCCUUUAUUUUAUUUAAGGAGCUGGAUACAUAAUUUAAUUAAGUAGUAGCAACUAUUGCCAGCUGGUUCACCUCAACUAAAUUCUUCUCAGAGAAAACCCAUUGAAAUAAGUCAGGCUUCCUCAAACUCGGUCCUCCAGAUGUUUUGAGACUACAACUCCCAUCAUCUCUGACCACUGGUCCUGUUAGCUAGGGAUCAUGGGAGUUGUAGGCCAAAAACAUCUGGAGGGCUGAGUUUGAGGAAGCCUGAAAUAAGUGAACCUGAAUGAGGACUCAUCCACACCUCCCUUUGUCCUGUGAUUUCUUCUGUGACAUCUAGGCACAGGUCCUGCAGCUUUCCCCAGGAAAACCCACUGUUUACCACUGAAUUGGAACAAAUGGCCAAUCCACAGAAAACUCAAUUCUUGUUUGCUCUGGUUCAGCAGUAAACAGUGGGAAAUAAACAGUGGUUUUCAUUUUAUUUUUUCCGUCCCAGGGGCUACAAAGAUGGGUCAGAGCCACCUUUCUAAUGCUGGAGCCUUUUAACUUCCAACAGGAAAUACAAACUGGCUCAGCUUUAUUUAGUUACAGCCUGUUUGAUGGACAGUAGUUGAGCUUCUGGAUCAUUGUGCUCGCUUCACCUCUUUGGCAUUCCCCAAGGAAGUUUCACAUGAGGACUAGAUUUCUUGUGGAGAAUUCUUCUUCUGCUAUUUCUGUUCCUCGCUGAUGUCAUAAUUCCCCUGCCUGUGACACUAGAAUCUUGGCCAUGGCAAGGGGGAUGUCACAGGGAAUGAGGAUUAUGGAGGAGAAAGCAAGAGGAGCCCACCAGGGCUUUAGAUGCCAAAGAAGUCUGUUUUCAUGCACAUGACCCUUCAGGUAACAGCUGAGGGCAGAAGCAAUGGAGAUAGGAUACAUAAUUUAUGUGCACAGGGAAUGAGAAUUGGCACUGAGUAACAUCUUUCUCAAGCUCUCCACAAGGUGUCAUAAGCUUCAUUUCUAUUCAUGGCAUUUCUGGUGCCAUUUAACAAGAUCCUGACUGCUUAGUAAAGCUUUAAAAUAUUAACGUUUAAUUGUGCAAUCACCGGUAUAGAUUUCAGAUGAGUCUGUUUAUAGGUUUUAAUUUAUGAAAAGAGUGUUUGGUUGUUAUCAUUUAAAUCCAUCCAACCAAUCUCUCUCCCCCACCUCUGCCUCCAAAUCUCUUUCUUUCUGUUUAAGGGGAUUUUCUUUCACAUUUUAGGAAAAACGAACUGGCUCUCUAGAAGCCCCCACCCAACACAAAUGAAGUAGAAAAUAAUAACCAGUGAAAGAUUGUCAGCCUAGAAUAACUGGCAUUUGCUGCACAGUUGUUGGUCUAUACCGAUUAUCCCUACAAAAGUAUGUGUGCUUGAUAGGAGAAGUGACUCUGCGCAUUAAUUGGUAUGUUAUCAACACAAAUCAGCAAAUGAAACUUUUUCUAUUACUCCCUCUCCUGGCCCAGAAAAGCCUCGCCUAUUCAUUGUUACCUCUUAUACAGGUAUGGGACGCGGGUGGCGCUGUGGGUAAAACCUCAGCGCCUAGGACUUGCCGAUCGCAUGGUCGGCGGUUCGAAUCCCCGCGGUGGGGUGAGCUCCCGUUGUUCGGUCCCAGCUCCUGCCCACCUAGCAGUUCAAAAGCACCCUUAAGUGCAAGUAGAUAAAUUUCUAGCGGGAAGGUAAACGGCGUGCUGGUGCUGGUUCGCCGGAGCAGCUUUGUCAUGCUGGCCACGUGACCCAGAAGUGUCUGUGGACAGCGCUGGCUCCCGGCCUCUAGAGUGAGAUGAGCGCACAACCCUAGAGUCUGUCAAGACUGGCCCGAACGGGCAGGGGUACCUUUACCUUUUAUACAGGUAUAGGCCAGGGGUCUGCAACCCGCGGCUCCGGAGCUGCAUGUGGCUCUUUUACACCUUUGCCGCGGCUCUGGGGCGGAUACUAGCGAGGGGAGAAGGCGCAUUGUGCGCCCCGACACUCCCCACUGUGGCGGGCGCUGUACUGGCUGUGACAUCGCAUGGGGGCGGUGCGUGCGUUAGUCACGCACCGCCCCGACGUCACCUUCCCACCUGCCCGCCCGCCACAUUGUAAGGGGCAUGUACGCUGGUCACUGCACUGAAAGGGGGCAUGUACGCAGGUCACUGUUUUGAAGGGGAGUGAAGAACACACACACACAAAAACGUAACUUGUUAAUUUAACGUUUAUUUCUAUGAGGAGGAGUAAUUCUGAGGGGUCAAACAAAGAAAUACUAAAAAGUGACAAAAAAGUUAUUUUUAUAAUGACGAGUUUUGCGGCUCCCAGUUUUUUUUUCUUUGGAAGCGGGUCCAAGUGGCUCUUUUUGUCUUAAAGGUUGCAGACCCCUGGUAUAGGCUGUUUUCAAGAUUGUGCAAGAGGAAGGUAGCUUGUUCAGUGGAUUGUUGUCUUUACCUCAUCCCUCAGCAGCACCCCUCCCCCUCAAAAAAGCCUCUCCAAAAAGUGAAGCAGACCUGCAUAGUGAGCUGUGUCUUCUAGGUCUCCAAUGUGUGUUUAGGGGAAAUUGUCUAAAAGUGGGUGGGGUUCCUCCACCUGUUUUUGGCCUUUCCCCUCUGCCUCAUAGCAGGCAUGGAUGACACAGUGCACAAUAUUUGGUCGGUACCCACCUUGAUCUCUGAAGGGAGAAGCUUUUUAGAAGGUAGUGUGUGUUGAAAGGAGAGAGAAGGGUAAGGGAAAGAUCCAUUGCACAAACUCACUUUCCACUCUCAUAUCAAUGGAUGCAACCCUAUAAAAAUAUGGUGUCCCUUGCACUUUCUAAAGAUUGGGAAAAUGUAAAUAAUAGGGAUGGAGCAUGCAGUGGUGGAGGAGGCCACUAGGGCAUCUAGGGCAGCGCACUCAGAGCUGGGGUGAGCCGCCCAUAAGGGUGGGAUGCACCGCAGGGCCUCCAGAGUCUGCCCACCUCCUCCCACUCAGCCGCCCCACAGCUGGGGCGAGGGAGGCAGCGGGAGGACCGUUUGGGCAGCGCGGAGCCUGUGCACGCCCAAGCCACCGUGUCUCUCCCAGGAGAGAUGCGUGGCUCAGGCACACUGCAGGCCCAGCGGUGAGUGCUGCCCGGCAUUUUGUCACCCCCCUCAGUGGUGACACAUGGUCCACAACCACCCUUCCUCCGCCCCUGGGUGGGAGCGUGACUCAGCAGUCCAUGAGUGCAUUUGAUUGUUAUGCAAUGUGAUGAUAAGGAGGAAGGAAGCACAAGUGUCUUCCAAUAGAUAAGGAAAGUUAAGUCCAUGCCUCUGGUUGACCAAAGAUGCAAACAUUGAUGGACAGGGCCAAGGCAAACUAAAAGGUUUGGGGGUUUUAAUUAACACUUACUAUAUAACUUAACUGGCUUUUUUUGCCUUGAGUAAAAUUAGCAGAUACCCAGAACUUAUUUGCUACAUAAUGCUGUGAUCAGGGGUGGAUUUUGGUAAUCUUUCGUAAUAUGGCACCCUAUGCAAAGUCAAAAAUUGGCGCACCCAAGUGGCACAUAAAUUUCUAAUUAUCUUUAAAUGUUUUAAUAGUUUUUUAUUGAUAAUUUUAUUGUUUCUUGUAAAUCACUUAAGAGAUUUUAUUACAAUCAAGUGAUAUAUACAUUUUGUUAAGAAAUAAAUAAACGUGACUGGUCCAAAAAAGUAGUGCCAUAAUUCAAAUCAGUGGUUUUUUGCCCUCAAUGACAUCAUAACAUACUCAGAUCUGGGCAGCACACAGAACUCUGUUGUCAGCCAAAAUGUGACUCCUGGCUGGUUGGACUCAAGAAGGAGAAAGAAGACCUAAAAGGAACACCCCUGUAAGGGGAGGUAAUUCCAGAUCCCAGUUGUAUUUUUCAACAUUCAAACUUGGUGGUUUGACUUCCAAAUAAGCAAGAAUAAAAUGAGGCAGGUCAUUAUACAAGCUUAUGAGCAUAUAUCAAAAUCAGGCUGUCCUCAGGUGGGUAGAUGAGACUAAAGGUAUUUGUUUUAAAAUGUCUAGUUACGACUCCCCAGAUAAAACUUCAGAUUUCUCCCUCUAUUCAACAAAAAUAAUACAUACCUUCCUUUUUCUGUUCCCUUUCCCCUCACAACACUCAAUAACAGUUUUGCAUAGGCCAUGCCUGUAAAAGGAUGAGUAAGCUGGGAUGCCCCUCCCAUGGCAAAAUGAACCGCAUAAAAGGGAAUAUGUCUGGAUCUUAUAAUUGCAAGGAAAGCAAAGAGGGGAGUUAAGUGUGUGAGAAAAAGGAGAUGUGUACAACACUCAUCAGAAGUGGAAACAGGAAGGAAGGAAGGAAGGAAGGAAGGAAGGAAGGAAGGAAGGAAGGAAGGAAGGAAGGCGAUUAAAAUGAGGAGUGUUAGAAAGGUAUAGUGGGCAAGUCUUUCUCCACCAGACCUCCCCAUCGUCCAGGUCACAGCAGCACAGAAAACAGCCCCUCAGAUCUCAAGGGAGUUUCAAGUUUCCACGUGGACUCAGAUAUCCAAACCUAUACAGCAAAGAUUGGUUUCCCGAAAUUAAGGUACCUCUGCAUGACACUGUCUGGCACUCAGAACGACUCAGAAGAAGAAGAAAAACAUUUCCUCUAUUUUAUAGGAAAGGGGUGAGGGUCCUAAAGCAGCCUAAUGGAAAUUUGUAAAUGCUCUGAAGGGCAGUGGUCUUGACAGCAGGUAUUGUGUAGAGUUUUUGAAUGUGAAGCCUAUAUAUCAGCUCAGCCGUAACUGGCCAAUUAGGUCAAGUUGCAACUCUGAGGACUACCUCAUGCUAUACUCAUUUCAGACACAGAACAUACUUACACAUCGGAAAUAGCAUAUAGCCUGUGUGUAGAUCAUUAUCUAUGUCCAUCACAAACAGAUAAAUCAUUGCAUGGACACAAGAUGGGAAAAUCUGGGAAUCUGGCCAAAUGUGGCUUCUUGGCACAUGUCCCGAAAUCAAAUAUGUAUUUCUUGGAAUCUGUUACUUUCAUGUUAGCAGCAUCACUCAUUAUGUCGGAACCAGGGAAAUGAAAGAGAUUCUUUCCUUCGACAGUUCUUUUCAACAUCAUGGGGGCUUUCUUGGCAUCCCAAUAUCUCUCUCUUUUUCUCCAUCAUUUAGUAGGAUUGUAUUAUUUUCUUGAUUUUAUUGUCUUAACUCCCUGUCAACUGCUUCGACAAAGCAGUGUAUAAUUAUUAGUAAUAGUAAUAAUUUUGUUGCAUUUUAUUAUUAUUAUCCUGCUUCAUCUUUCGUUUAAAAAUUAUUUUAGCAUAUUAGAUUUAAUCACUUCCAUCGUUGCACCUCUUGGGUUUCCUUAUAUUGCUAUUUUUUUGCUGUACAUCCCCCCCCCCCGACUCUUCCUGGAAAAUUGUUAGUUGUCUAGACUUUUGUGUCAUCUCUAUCAAGUCUUAUAAUAUGAUUAAUCAAAAUGGUAACUGGAUAAGGUCAAGUAUAAUCUAAAUUAUGCUUUUUGGUUUCAAUACAUACACACACAAGAAUCUUCACACUCGCCAGUCUUCAUGUGUGUUUUGUUCUCCACAAUCCCAAAUAACUUUAUCUAGAGAAAAUAUGUUUGAUGCACCCCAGGAGAGUCUUAAUGAAUAUCUUAGGUGAACAUGAAAAACUUGUCCUUCCCACCCUUAUCCUUAAGUUUUUCCAAAACCCAUUCCAACAGAAGAAACCCAGUUUUUGAUUGUGCUUACCAUCUCAGCACAGCAAUUACUGAAGUUUUCUGGUGUUAGCAUUUAAACGUCUUAGGAACAACUUUUGGCUUCAUUCAUUAGCCACCAACAUUAAAUUACCUUCUUUACUUUGCUUUUCCUCUGAUUUUAGUUAAUGAAAUCCAUCUUGCCCAGCUCCAGUCUCCUGCAGUCCAUUCUACUCUUCAACUUUGGACUUUCCUCCAUCCACAUCCUUCAGUGUCUUUGUUACCCAACAUGCAUUGAUAACUGGUUUGUAUGACAUCACUAGAUUCCUCUUUAAGAAGCUGGGCACAAACUUUUAACAGGGCCUGCCAAUGGCUAUUUCAUCCAACGCGGACUUUGCCAUCCUGCCACCCUCUCAAUAUUUUGUACUACACCUCCCAUCGGCUCCAGCCUGUCUGGGAGGUGUAGUUCAAAACGUCUGGAGAGCACCAGAUUGUUGAAAGCUGUUCUAAUGCAUGGAACAGCACAAAGAGGUCACAUUUCACCCACUUCUCUACAGUGUAGACUGGACUAUAAACUUCUCAGUCCUCCAAAGGACUGAUUCACAUUUUUAUUUCAGUAACCAGACAUCCAGUGCCAUUUUUUGUUAUGUUAACCCCUUAUUUCAGGAAAUCAAGCUGUGCAGUUAUGGAUACUCUUAGAAUGAGAUACAGUCAAACCUCUUAAGCUACCCCAAACCAUACCUAGACAUUUCUCCCCCAAAUCCUUGCCACCCCAUUCUCCAACCUAGCAGCUUGUGGAAUGCUUGCUGUACCCAUUUGGCUUAGAGAUGUGACUGCAUCAAAUAAUAAUAAUAAUAAUAAUAAUAAUAAUAAUAAUUAAAAGGCUCUAAAGGUUACAUUAAAAGGCAUCUUUCAGUCCAAACUGGCAAUGGAAACAAAAACCUUCUCUACCUUGCAGGUCAGCUUUGGUCAACUCAACUUUGUUAGCAAAAGAAUGGAAAAAAGCGAAAACAAUAAACCAGAGGUUAGUAAAAUGGCAGAUAAAACCGGGGUAACAUCACUAAAAAGAAACAAACAAAAAAACAACUGGAAUAACCAGCACAGCCCUUAUGCACACUGAAGAGAUUUGGGAGGGGUGACGCCACCAAAGACAACACACAGACACAUCAGGAGAGAGGCAGCCAUAAGGGCCUCAGUCCAUCACUACCUGAUCAACAUCAAUCCAAAACAGCAGACAACAUAGCACAGACAAGGGAGGGGGGAGAGUAGACACAUUUCUGAAGCACGGAACAUCAGAUGGAACAUUAACGGCACAUGAUUCACCAAUAUUCAUAAAUGAAGCAGCAAACAAUAGUGUUUCAUUUCCCGCGAGGAGCCUCCCUAUUCCCCAAGAAAAGCCUAGAGUCAAUCGGAAUCAAAUUAAGUCAAUAUGGCUGCCAGUGAACCAAUCUGGGUAUUUCCCUCUGUGAUAUGCACACCCAGAAUGGAAAGACAAAAGACUCCUUCCUCAGAUCACCUCUCCUCACUGGGUUUUAUCACUAUGAGUUUUUAUUUCUUUGUAUUUUAAAAGCAAGAUAGACAGUCCCAUGUAAAUGGCAACGUUUUCUCCCUUGUAAGAUAG
Molecule: messenger RNA, 9316 nt
Organism: Podarcis lilfordi (Lilford's wall lizard)
Lineage: Eukaryota; Metazoa; Chordata; Lepidosauria; Squamata; Lacertidae
Source: the annotation of a GenBank genome assembly